AUGACCGGGCAGCAGCAAAGAUCUCCCAGAUGGAAGGACUGCGCUCAGGUUCCCAGUUCGGUACUGCCACUCGCUGCUGGAGCUAUAUAUGUUCAAGCUCAUUUCAAUUCUGACGACAAAAGAGAAGCCCUUGAAAUGAUAGAGAAGUUACGUGAGUCGUUUAGCGAUUUGGUAGUGCAAAGUGACUGGAUGGAUGAAGCUACAAAAAGCAUUGCCGUCGAAAAGGCUAACUCUAUGAUCAACAAUAUUGGAUAUCCGGAGAUUACAAGUGACAUUAAAAAGCUGGACGAAAAGUAUAACGAGCUUAUUAUACUUCCGGAGGACACUUACUAUUCACUUAUGAAAAAGGCUGAGGUGUGGAUACAGAAGAAAGAAUUUCGCAAAUUGCUGAAACCGUUUGACAGACACGAGUUUGACGUGUCACCUGCUGUUGUCAACGCAUUCUACUCUCCUGAAAAGAAUGCCAUUACCUUUCCUGCUGGGAUACUUCAACCUCCGUUCUUUAGCGGUUCAUUUCCUAAAGCUGUGAAUUACGGGGGUAUCGGCGCUGUUAUUGGGCACGAAAUAACGCAUGGAUUUGACGACCAA
This is a messenger RNA of Strongylus vulgaris, 588 nucleotides long. The record is from the annotation of a GenBank genome assembly. NCBI's taxonomy places the organism in Eukaryota, Metazoa, Nematoda, Chromadorea, Rhabditida, Strongylidae.